This is a messenger RNA of Raphanus sativus (radish), 1492 nucleotides long. RefSeq lists its product as uncharacterized. The record is from RefSeq and is a predicted model, not a curated record. The transcript has 7 exons. Lineage: Eukaryota; Viridiplantae; Streptophyta; Magnoliopsida; Brassicales; Brassicaceae. Bases 226 to 1383 code for a protein of 385 amino acids.
UUUGUCGUUGAUAAACCUCUAAAACAAAAAAAAAAAGAAACUCGUGAAUUACGCUUUUCAUUGUCAAGCAUGAGAUAAAUAUCUUCCGUGGAAAAUUGUAGAUAUCCCAAUCCUUGAUCUGCCGAUCGAAAGGCACUAACUUUCCGACGACCCAUUGCUCCACCUUCCUUGAUCUCAUCUGGGUUGUUUGAGAUUCCCAGUUUUUUUUUUGUUGUAUGAUUAAAAAUGAGGAAUCCGCAUAGCAAUGGAAACCUGGAAGAAGAAGAAGGAAGAGGAGAAGCAGCGGUGGAGAACGGCUUCGGAGAUGGCCUCAUCUUGGGCCUCGACGGUGGCGCCACCUCAACUGUCUGCGUCUGCGUGCCGUUUUUCCCCUACGGAGAUCGUUUCCCCGAGCCUCUUCCGAUCCUCGGUCGAGCCGUCGCCGGCUGCACCAAUCGCAAUAGCGUAGGAGCAAAUAUGUUUGGUUAUGCUUGUUUGUGGGGCACCACUUUGAUUGAUUCUACCUUUUUUUUAAAGUCAGUACAUUUAUCUACUGCGUAUGCAGAGACUGCAGCGAGAGAUUCACUAGAGCAAGUUAUUUCUGAGGCGCUUGUAGAGUCCGGUUCAGAUAAGUCACAUGUCCGUGGUGUGUGCUUAGGUGUUUCUGGUGUUAAUCAUCCCUCCGACCAGGAUAUGAUUCAGAAUUGGAUUAGGGACAUGUUCCCUAGUCAUGUCAAGGUAUAUGUUCAGAAUGAUGCUAUAGUGGCUUUAGCUAGUGGGACAAUGGGAAAGCUUCAUGGAUGUGUUUUGAUAGCCGGUACUGGAUGUAUAGCCUAUGGCUUUGAUGAAGAUGGUAGGGAGGCUAGAGCUUCUGGUGCUGGACCUAUCUUAGGUGAUUGGGGAAGUGGCUAUGGGAUAUCUGCACAAGCCUUAACGGCGGUGAUUAGAGCUCAUGAUGGUCGUGGUCCAGAAACGAUGCUCACAAGUACCAUCUUAAAAGCGCUUGGACUUUCCUCUCCUGAUGAACUCAUCGGGUGGACGUACGCUGAUCCAUCUUGGGCACGUAUUGCUGCUCUUGUUCCUCAAGUAGUCUCCUGUGCAGAAGCUGGUGACGAAAUUUCGGAUAAGAUCUUGGUUGAUGCAGCUGAUGAUUUAGCUCUAAGUGUAAAAGCUGUUGUUCAGAGACUUGGUUUAUGUGGCAAAGAUGGAAAAGCUUGUUUCCCGGUUGUAAUGGUGGGCGGUGUCCUAAACGCUAAUAUGAAAUGGGAUAUUGGAAAAGAAGUCUCAAAGCGUAUCAACCAACACUUUCCUGGCGCUCAAACCAUCAUACCAAAGGUAGAGCCAGCUGUUGGAGCUGCAUUGUUGGCCAUGAAUUUCUUAACUGUCAAAAUCGAUGUUUCUUGAAUCUUUUUUAGCACAUGCCACCCAUAGUGAUCUAUUUUUCUCUUGUUUUGGUACAUAUGUACAAUAUACAACACACUAAAAUCUCAAUGUCAAAGCCCAAUUCUUGUUA